AUGAAGGUGCAAGCUGGAUCAGUGUCACAGAUGACGUACAAAAAUGCCGUCCAUUUCGGUGACAAUCGCUUUAAAUUUGUUCCACUGAAGAUUCGUGACGAUGAGGAUGUUGAAACGAUGUUCUCGAAUCAUGAAUGUUGUGGGUUUCAGCACAUUGAUUUAUAUAUAACAUUUGCACAAGUUCAAGAAACGCAGACUUCUCAGGUGAUCAAUCCAUCCAUAAUUCCACACGAAGAUGUUGAAGAAGGAGACGGCGAAGAAGAAAACGAGGCACAAGUUGAUGAUUUAUAUACUACCUUGUUUGAGGAAGGGAACGAAGUCAACAUAGAUGAUCAAUGUGUUCCAGUUGAAAAUGUAUUCAUCCCACCAACGCAUAUGACAACCCUGCCACUAAGCGUAGAUGGAACGUCAUUUGAUUGGCCACGAAAUCCUCGUUUUCCCGCGGAAGAUGACAUAGAAGUCGGUUACCAAUUUAAAAAUAAAGCUGACUGUGUCGCUGCCAUUAAGCAAUACCACAUGAAACACUGUGUGGAUUACAAAGUGAUAGAUUCCGACAAGAAGAGAUACAUAAUUUUUUGCAAUAAUGAUUCCUGCAAGUUUCGUCUCGUGGCGUCCUACCGAAAAAGAACUGAGUUGUGGGAGAUAUGCAUUAUGAACCCACAACCAGAUCUAUGUUUAAUUUCAGACCGACAUGCAUCAAUUGAAAGUGCAUACAACAAUGCGGAAAAUGGUUGGCACGAUCCCCCUUCAGUGCAUGUUUAUUGUAUCCGACACAUUGCACAAAACUUUAUGAGAGAAAUCAAGGACAGGAACCUACGGAAAAAAAUAAUUAACAUGGGAUACGCUUUAAACCAGCCAACAUUUCAUUACUAUCGGUCAGAGAUUGGCAUGGCAAAUGCAGAUGCUUUAAGGUGGAUUGACAAUAUUCCAGCCGAAAAAUGGACAAGGGCAUUUGACGGCGGUCGACGUUGGGGUCACAUGACUACCAACCUUGUCGAGUCAAUGAAUGUCGUCUUUAAGGGCACACGUAAUUUGCCCAUUACAGCAUUGGUAAGGGCAACGUAUUAUAGACUAGGAUCUUUAUUUGCUGAAAGGGGUGGAAAGUGGAGUGCUGUGUUGAAUUCUGGCCAAGCAUUUACAGACAACUGCCUCAAGGUUAUGAAAGAAGAAACAACAAAAUCCAACACACAUCAAGUCAGAAUUUUUGACUACAGGAACAAUGUUUUCAGUGUGCAAGAGACAAUGGACCAUGGUGAGGGGAAACCUAUGGGACAUUAUAAGGUCGACCUCUUGAACGGGUGGUGUGACUGCGGAAAGUUUCAAGCAUUUCGUGUCCCUUGCUCACAUGUUAUCGCUGCAUGUUCGAAUGUGCGCCACGAUGCUUACGCUCUUUUGUCCGACGUUUAUAGGGUUACAAACCUAUUUGGGGUUUACAGCGCAAGCUUUCCAGUGAUGCCAUGCCAUGAAUAUUGGCCUGUUUAUGAAGGAGAUCAAAUUUGCCAUAACCCAAGAAUGCGGAGGAACAAGAAAGGUCGCCCUGUAAGCACACGUAUUACAACAGAAAUGAAUAACUUUGAUAAGCUUGAGAGGAAAUGUUCCAUGUGUCGUCAAACGGGACACAAUCGCACCCGGUGUCCCAAUGUGGGAACAAGUAGUCGUUGGUCCUUUUAUUAA
This is a messenger RNA of Lathyrus sativus (Indian pea), 1674 nucleotides long. The record is from the annotation of a GenBank genome assembly. NCBI's taxonomy places the organism in Eukaryota, Viridiplantae, Streptophyta, Magnoliopsida, Fabales, Fabaceae.